This is a messenger RNA of Anneissia japonica, 2730 nucleotides long. RefSeq names its product N-acetylated-alpha-linked acidic dipeptidase 2-like. NCBI's taxonomy places the organism in Eukaryota, Metazoa, Echinodermata, Crinoidea, Comatulida, Comatulidae. Bases 149 to 2455 code for a protein of 768 amino acids. The record is from RefSeq and is a predicted model, not a curated record. The transcript has 17 exons. Gene Ontology annotation, molecular function: carboxypeptidase activity.
CUACGCAAUAUAAAAUUAUCAGAUGUAGAGUAAUAUUAACUGAGUGUCUACGUGUCCGUCUACGUGCCAAAUUCAUAGUAGGAGAAGAUAUUUAUCUGAAAUUUCACGUUUAUGAGCAAAGGCUGGUUUGAAUUUCAGAGUAACCCAAAUGAAAAGAUAUGUUCCGCUAUUUGAAAUACAAGAAAAUAUGUCUGAUUCCCUUGCGUUGGACUAUUCUAGCCAUUCUUUUGCGAAAACAUUUCGUUACGGAAGUUUUAAUUGCAUCUUGAUUUUUAUCUCUGUUGGUCUUCUGGGCCUCGGAACUGGAUUGAUUAUUGGAUUUAUAACAUUCCCUGAAACUAUUCGUAGCUCGGAUCUUUGCACGGAUAACAAUGACCCCAAUAAAGAAUGGGUUUCGGAAACACUUUUAAAUUUCAUAAAUGCAUCAAAUAUUGAAGAAAAUUUAAAGUAUUUUGCGUCUCAGCCUCAUCUAGCCGGUACACCAGCAGAGAAAGAAAAUUCAGAAUAUAUCCGUAGAACAUGGAUCGAACAAGGGCUGGACAGCGCCAAGCUGGUUCCUUAUGACGUUUAUCUUUCAUAUCCGGACAAGGGCAACCCUAACAAAGUGUCAGUCUUGGAAAAUGGUCAAGAGAUUUUCAGCACCAGAGAGCACGAAGACAUCCUGCGGCCCGAAGAUGAUCAUCCUAACGUGGUCCCUCCAUUCAACGCGUAUUCUGCUCAGGGUACAGUAGAGGGUAACCUUGUAUAUGUGAACUAUGCUACAGCUGACGAUUUUGAAUAUUUAGAAAGACAACACCAUGAUAUCAACAUCACGGGAAAAAUAGUGAUUGCUCGAUAUGGUAGGAUAUUCAGAGGAAGUAAGGUCCAGUUUGCCGAAGCAGCAGGCGCAAUAGGAGUGAUUUUCUACUCGGAUCCCAAAGACUACGCAUCGGACGAUGCGAUGGGUGCCUACCCUAACGCUUGGUGGUUACCAGGCUCGGGAGCUCAGCGUGGAACCGUGCUUGUAGGCGAUGGUGAUCCAUUAACUUCUGGAUACCCGGCUAAAGAGUAUGCCUAUCGGUUAUCAGAUGAGAAUGCGAAUUUACCUAGAAUACCAGUACAUCCAAUUGGUUACGAAGAUGCUGAAAAACUCCUAAUGGAACUCGGUGGUGAAGAAGUUCCAGAGAAAUGGAGAGGCAGUUUAAACAUCACCUACACUUUUGGACCAACUUUCAAGAAUCCGAACAGAACAAUACGAAUGAAAGUUAUGUCUAAAAAGGAGAUUCGAACAGUGUACAACGUUGUAGGCAUGAUCAAAGGCCGUGUCGAACCAGAUCGUUACGUCAUUCUCGGUAACCAUAGAGAUGCAUGGGUUUAUGGAGCAGUAGAUCCAUCGAGUGGCACUGCAGCAUUUAUGGAGGUUACAAGAGCGUUUGGAAAGUUGCUUAAAACAGGCGGUUGGCGACCGCGACGGUCGAUCAUAUUUUGCAGCUGGGCUGCGGAAGAAUACGGUCUUAUAGGCUCUACGGAAUAUGUUGAGGACUUUCAGCGAGUGUUAGGUGAAAGAUCAGUGAUUUACAUCAACGUAGAUUCAGCAGUGACGGGUAACUAUACAAUGAGAGCGAAAGCAACCCCUUCGCUGAAGAGGGCUUUAUUCGCUGCUGCUAAGAAGGUUCCGUCUCCCGAUGAUGGCUUCUCGUCAACAUUCGAACUUUGGCUGAAAAGAUUCGAAGACACUAAUGACCCGACUGUUCCACAUAUUUUAAGUUUGGGAUCUGGAAGCGACUUUGCACCUUUUGUAUAUUCCAUCGGGGUUCCUGCAACUGACUUCCGUUGGACAUACAAUCCUCAUUUAGGUCUGUCAUCGUAUCCUGUAUAUCAUUCAGUCUACGAAACGUUUUACCUUGUCAAGACAUUCCUCGACUGGGAUUUUAAACGUCAUCAAGCGGUGGCGCGUGUUUGGACAGAGCUUGCGCGCAAUUUUGCCGACUCGAUAAUCUUACCAUUUGAUUGCAUCGAUUAUGCAAAUAAGAUACGUAGUGCUAUUAACUCCAUCAGGACUAGUUAUGAAGACAACAUGAAUGACCACGGUAUUACAUUCGAUGCCGUCAUAUCAGCUAUAAAUAACCUGACAACGGCUGCCACCACGUUUCAUGCCAAUGUCCAAGAAAUGGACGUUUCAAAUGUUCUUGCAGUCCGAAGAAUCAAUGAUCAGCUUAUGUUAUUCGAGAGGGCGUUUAUUGAUCCGUUAGGUUUACCUGGUCGGAAUCACCUAAAACAUAUAGUCUUUGCACCAAGCAGUAAAAACGUAUACGCUGGAGAUGCGUUCCCUGGACUUGUCGAUAGUCUUUAUCGCAUAGAUGAAGAUAUCAACAACCAAGAGCAACGGUGGAAUGCAGUCCGAGAACAAUUAGCCUUAACCGCUUUCAUCAUCCAGUCAUCUGCCAGUACUCUCAAAGACGUUGAUGAUUACUAGGCGACGACUUUGUCGACAAAGACCACUUAACAUCUUCUUUCUGCAGAGAUGCAUGAUUGAUGUACUGAGUGGUAUCCGAGGUUUAUCCAUGCAACGUUUGCCAAAAAUGGGCAAACAAUUUAAAAAGACUGCGAUAAUAAAUAGAGCAAUUAUGACUCAUGCUCAAUUGGUUAAACCAAGUAAGAAAUUAACCCGCUUCUCUUCAUAUCUUAUAUACCUCCUUGGAAAUAUAAUGGAUAUACACACACGCACACACACACAGAGAUAUAUAUACA